Saccoglossus kowalevskii is the source of this 495-nucleotide messenger RNA. RefSeq lists its product as uncharacterized. Lineage: Eukaryota; Metazoa; Hemichordata; Enteropneusta; Harrimaniidae. The record is from RefSeq and is a predicted model, not a curated record.
AUGAAGAAGAUGGGCACCGUCCUAGACGAACUGUUUUACGAUGUCCAAAGUCCUGGAAGUUAUGGGGGUUUGAAUUCCCUUUACGCUGCCGUAAAAAAAAAAGAGAGGAAAAAAGUUAACCAAAUCAGACGUGAAGAAGUGGUUGAAAAAAAGGUCAGAGACAUAUUGUACGGUGAUCUAAGCACAGAGAAAAAGGGGUGGAAGAAGAGGAAGAUUUAUAAACUUGGUGACAGAUUCAGAAUCAGUAAAACCAAACACGUUUUCAAGAAAGGAUACCUACCCAAUUGGACUGAAGAGGUAUUCACGAUUGUUGGACGUCACAACACGCAACCACCUGUUUACAAAAUUUCAGAUUACAAUGGCGAAAUGUUGGAAGGUACUUUCUACGAAGAAGAACUUCAGAAAAUAGUAAAGUACGAUGAUGUAUUGUACAUUGUGGAGAAAGUGCUGCGCAAGAGAAAACGUAAAGGCCGUGUGGAAUAUUUUGUUAAGUGA